UGCAUUUUCUCUCCUUUUUUUUCCAACCAAGCGCGCGCUUCUUCUUCCCACUUCUGCCUCUCCCUUCCCCAGGCGCUUCCCUCCUCGCCUCUGUCCUCAUCGCUGCCAUCCACUUUCCAGCCGCGGCUCCAGAAAUCGCCGGCCGCCGACUGGCCCCUCGAGCUUCUUUGUCUUCUACUCCUUAUUCGGUCCCAAUUUCAGGCUCGAGUACGUAGCCAAGGAUUUUGAAGCAAAAGAGGUUUGCGAGGCUAGAUAUGGUCGUGGCGGUGCUAAGUUUUGGGGGUUUUGGCAACGCCGUGACGGCCGCGAGGGAUAUUGUGGCGGAGGAGAGAGAGGCGUAUGGAUACCGUCGAGCUGAAGUCGGAGAGCUUAUCAAGAGGCUGAGGGGGAGAGUUCUUCGUCAGCCCUUUUGACUUGCGUCCUGCCGUUCCCACCGGAAUAUUUGUCAUCGUGACCUUUGGUAUGAAAGUUUUAAUCUUAUUAUUGUUGCUGUGAGGAAGAGCGCAUGAGUGAUAAUUGUCGACGGUUUGCACUUGCUCCAAUCAAGAGGCAGGAAGGACAACUUAAAGCAAAAAAAAUUUUACAGAGGGCUUCUUCCACUGAGUGUGCUGAGGGAGAGAAUGAUUUGCUCGGUAACAGUGAAGGCCGGUCUGCGGGGGAGGAGUGGCAAGCGGUCCUGUCGCCCGAGCAGUGCCAUAUCUUGAGGCAGAAGGGGACUGAAUAUCCAGGCACAGGUGAAUACGACAAGUAUUUUGAAGAGGGGGUGUACAAUUGUGCAGGAUGCGGGACUCCUCUUUACCGGUCUACAACUAAAUUUAACUCCGGCUGCAGUUGGCCUGCUUUCUAUGAGGGCCUCCCUGGAGCUAUAACCAGCACUCUGGAUCCAGAUGGGAUGAGGACGGAAAUCACUUGCGCUGCAUGUGGCGGCCAUCUGGGUCACGUGUUCAAGGGUGAAGGGUUCCUGACACCGACUGAUGAGCGGCAUUGCGUCAAUAGUAUUUCACUCAAGUUCGUUCCUGCCAACUCUAAUCCUUCCCAGUAAACUUCUGCAGCUAGAUUGAUCAGUCAAGAUCACCGGAUGCGACCUUCAAUUGCUGCUGUUAUCCAAGAUUGUUUGCUUCCGAUUUCCGUACAAUGUACAAUAAGCCCUUCCCAUAAAUCUUCCCGAUCUGGAUCGAACUCGGAUAUUUUGCUACCGUCUCUUGAGUAAAUAAAAGUCGAAAUCCUUUUCUUGUUA
Molecule: messenger RNA, 1237 nt
Organism: Eucalyptus grandis
Lineage: Eukaryota; Viridiplantae; Streptophyta; Magnoliopsida; Myrtales; Myrtaceae
Product: peptide methionine sulfoxide reductase B5
Exons: 6
Coding region: 506-1042 (178 amino acids)
Biological process (GO): protein repair; response to oxidative stress
Molecular function (GO): peptide-methionine (R)-S-oxide reductase activity
Source: RefSeq, a predicted model, not a curated record